This is a messenger RNA of Erinaceus europaeus (western European hedgehog), 1794 nucleotides long. It is a transcript of the gene HSD17B2, whose product is annotated as hydroxysteroid 17-beta dehydrogenase 2. Gene Ontology annotation, molecular function: oxidoreductase activity. The record is from RefSeq and is a predicted model, not a curated record. NCBI's taxonomy places the organism in Eukaryota, Metazoa, Chordata, Mammalia, Eulipotyphla, Erinaceidae. Bases 144 to 1265 code for a protein of 373 amino acids. The transcript has 5 exons.
UUCUCCCCCUCCCUUUUUGUGCCUCUCCGUUCAUAUAACUCAGGCUGCCAACAGCCAGCAUUUGCCCACUGAACUUGCUGGCCCUGAGCGUGCAAAGGUGCUGCGAGUUUCUGAAAACAAAUACUUUCUUCUCGGAGACCAAGAUGUGGCUUUGCCUGGCUAUCACUGCAGUGCUAGGAGGAACAAUUCUACACAAACUCAAGACCCCAGGACAACUAGGGAAAAAGGUGGUCUACUUGGCAGGCCUCUGGGGAGGGGCUUGCCUACUCAGCCUGUCCCUCUUUGGGGGCUUAAUCUUUCUCGCUCUGUCAUGCUUCCUCAUAUAUAAUUACUUCUCUGGACAAGCAUUGUUACCUGUGGAUCAAAAGGCUGUUCUGAUCACAGGCAGUGAUUCUGGGAUUGGCCAUGCUUUGUGCAAGUAUCUGGAUGAAGUGGGCUUCACUGUAUUUGCUGCUGUUCUGAAUGAAAAUGGAUCAGGAGCAGAGGAAUUGCGAAGAACCUGCUCCAGGCGUCUCUCUGUGCUCCAACUGGACAUCACUGACCCAGAGCAGAUAAAAGAAGCCCACAGUAAAGUGGUGGAAAAGGUGCAGAACAGAGGACUAUGGGCUGUGAUCAACAAUGCUGGGAUCAUUGGCUUCCCAGCUGACGGGGAGCUCAUUCCCAUGACUGAAUAUAAGCGAUGCAUGGCUGUGAACUUCUUUGGGGCAGUGGAAGUCACGAAGGCAUUUUUGCCUCUCCUUAGGAAAUCUAAGGGGAGGUUGGUGAAUGUUAGCAGCAUGGCAGGAGGGGUCCCUAUGGAAAUGUUGGCAGCUUAUGGUUCAUCAAAAGCAGCUCUGACUAUGUUUUCUGCAAUCAUGAGACAAGAGCUCUCCAAAUGGGGAGUGAAAGUCUCUGUCAUCCAACCAGGAGGCUUCAAAACAAAUAUCUCAGGCACAAGUGACAUGUGGGACAAGUUGGAGAAGAAUAUCCUGGACCAUCUAUCCCCAGAUGUGCAACAAGACUACGGCCAGGACUAUAUUCUUAAGCUACGAAAUUUUCUCAGGUUUCUCAACAUGCACAGCAAGUCAGAUAUGUCCCCAGUGCUCCUGGAUAUCUGGCAUGCGGUCUCUGCUGAGCACCCUUUUGCAUUUUAUGCUCCCGGGAGAGGCUCCUAUCUAUUUCUCUGCCUUGCUUCCUUUUUCCCAGCAGGCAUAAUUGAUUAUUGCUUAAAAAAAAUGCCAAAGUUUGGAAAGACUAUGCCCAGUGCUUUAAUUAAGCCUAACUAGAAUGAUAAAGUCAUGUAGGAAAUAUUAGCUUCUUGGAAUGAAAGGGAAUCUUGAGUAUCUGAAGAUGAGGCUUCCCUAGAUAGCUUGAAUAGGACAUCCCAAAAUGUAUUACUUUUAUAUAUGAAUUGCUUUGAGCUAAGUUCAAGAGAAACUUUCCCCAUUUCCUUAAACUACCUAGAAGAGCAAAAAUUGUGGCUCUUAUCAGAUUUAGGGUUGUCUCCAAAAAUUGCUUUUUAAUUUUUUUUUUAAUCAGAGAAUCUUGUCUGUUAUGACAGGGCAAACUUUUAAUUAUGGAGUGUCUAGUUCUUUUGGCAUGAGUACUCUUCCACUCUCUUUGAGUCUCUAUGCUCUAGUUCAUUUCUUAGCUCAGUAUAAAUAACCUUCCAUUUAUUUUAGAGUUGACAUACAUGUAGAUUUUUUUUAUUGUGUCUGUAAUUAAACUUGUUCUUUUCUUCUACAAAUCUCUCUGAUGUUAAUUUGGCUGCUUGACUAGACUAGACUGAGAAGAAUCCAGAGAGAUGGAAAGAAA